Messenger RNA from Malania oleifera, 1356 nucleotides. Its product is annotated as serine carboxypeptidase-like 20. Lineage: Eukaryota; Viridiplantae; Streptophyta; Magnoliopsida; Santalales; Ximeniaceae. Gene Ontology annotation, molecular function: serine-type carboxypeptidase activity; acyltransferase activity, transferring groups other than amino-acyl groups. The record is from RefSeq and is a predicted model, not a curated record. Bases 1 to 1356 code for a protein of 451 amino acids. The transcript has 13 exons. Gene Ontology annotation, biological process: secondary metabolic process; proteolysis.
AUGCUUUCGGGCUUGUUCAUUGUGGAAGCAGCUCCGAAGUGGUCUCAGGUCACAUACCUCCCUGGCUUCAAUGGCACUUUCCCCUCCAAACACUAUUCUGGGUAUGUGACCAUUGAUCGGGAUCCAGCUAAACAACUAUUCUACUACUUUGUUGAGUCGGAAAGGAAUCCGCAGAAAGAUCCCCUUGUUCUAUGGCUUAAUGGUGGCCCUGGCUGCUCCAGUAUGGAUGGAUUUGUUUAUGAACAUGGACCAUUCAAUUUCGAACCAGGAAAGGUUAAGGACAACCUCCCAACGUUACAUCUCAAUCCAUACAGUUGGUCCAAGGUUUCGAACAUUAUUUAUUUGGAUUCUCCUGCUGGUGUCGGCUUCUCCUACUCCACAAGCAUAAGCGCAUACACCACUGAUGAUGUGCAAACUGCCAUUGACACACACAAUUUUCUACUUCAGUGGCUGAACCAAUACCCAGAGUUCCAAGAGAAUCCAUUUUACAUAGCAGGAGAGUCUUAUGCAGGAAUUUACGUGCCAACACUUGCUUCUGAAGUAGUGAAAGGAAUUCAAGCUGGGUCAAAGCCCAAUAUUAAUUUGAAGGGUUACAUGGUGGGAAAUGGAAUCACAGAUAACCAUUUCGAUGGCAAUGCUCUUAUACCCUUUGUGCGUGGGAUGGGCCUAAUCUCACAUGCUGAUUAUGAGAUUCUUGGCGGAUUGAACAUCUACAACAUCCUUGAACCAUGUUACCAUAACCCAGAUGCAACUGGAAAUUCAAAGCAACCACUUAGCUUCAGUGAAUUAGGGAGGACCGAUAAGCCUCUUGACAUAAGGAAACGAUUAGUUGGUCGUGCAUGGCCUCUUCGAGCACCAGUAACACUAGGCAUUGUCACACUGUGGCCUCAGUUAGUUAGUGAUAGCAAUGUCAACGUCCCAUGUGUAAAUAAUGAGGUUGCGACCAAGUGGCUAAAUGAUGCUGAAGUUAAGAAAGCAAUUCAUGCAAAGGUAAUUGGAAGCAUAGAUUGGACAUUAUGCACAGGUAGCUUAACUUACUACCAUAAUACUGGAAGUAUGAUUGAUUACCAUAAAAACCUCACUGCACUGGGAUAUAGAGCUCUUAUAUACAGUGGUGACCAUGAUAUGUGUGUGCCUUUCACGGGGACCGAAGCAUGGAUCAAAUCACUUGGACUCGAAGUUGUAGAUGAAUGGAGGUCAUGGUUGUCAGGAGGGCAAGUCGCCGGUUAUACACAAGGAUAUGAUCAAAACCUUUCAUUUCUCACUGUAAAGGGAGCAGGCCAUGCAGUUCCUCAGUACAAGCCACGAGAGGCAUUGGACUUCUAUAGUCGCUGGUUGGAAGGAAUGCCAAUAUGA